Molecule: messenger RNA, 634 nt
Organism: Vollenhovia emeryi
Lineage: Eukaryota; Metazoa; Arthropoda; Insecta; Hymenoptera; Formicidae
Exons: 2
Coding region: 6-491 (161 amino acids)
Molecular function (GO): nucleic acid binding
Source: RefSeq, a predicted model, not a curated record
CCAAUAUGCCGGCGACGAAAAGUCACUCGAAAGAACGCACCGCAAGGAUCCCCGCAGUCGUCGAAAGGGCUCAAGCGCUGAUUUUGGAGGGCCCAGGGCAAUCGUUGCGAAAAUUGGCGUCGUUUGUGGAUGUAAGCGAGCCAACAAUGCGUCGAAUUGCCGAGGAGGAUCUUCGAUACAAAUCGUACACACUCAAGAUACGACAGAUACUCUCAGGCUGGCUCAACUGGCUCUCAGACAAUGUCGAUAUGUUUUGGUCCAAAGAAUUCUGGCCUCCUAAUAGCCCAGAUUUGAAUCCCUCGGACUACUACGUAUGGAGCGUAGUUGAAAGGGUUACCAACAAGUCCCGACAUCCCAAUGUGACGUCAUUAAGGACUACCAUUGAGGCAGCAUUCACCGGCAUGGACAGCACUGCAUUACAGCGUGCGUGCGGACGCUUCAGACUGAGAAUAGAGGCCGACAUUCAAGCUAAUGGCGGAUAUAUUGAAUAAUUAUGGUCUAUAGGGAUCCCCCAAGUGCCAUGCAAAAGGAUUUUUUCUAAUACUUAACUUUUCAUUCAUAAACUUUUGUUCAAAGAAAUUGGUCGCUUUGUCCGGAUUUUAGCGCCGCACCCUGUAUAUAACUUUAUAGAUUU